AAGCAAGGCAAAGCCAGCUAGCCACGGCCUACACAUACGCAGCUAGCUAUAGUGCAGGCACAUACAUAGUAGAAACCAUUUGGACAGCGAGCCAGGGAGUAAUGGAGACGCCCAAGCUGGCCGUUUUGCUCGCCCUAGCCAUGGCGGCCGCCAUGGUUAACCUUUCCCAAGCCCAGAACUCGCCUCAGGACUACCUCUCGCCUCACAACGCCGCCCGCGCCGCCGUCGGCGUGGGCGCGGUGAGCUGGAGCACGAAGCUGCAGGGGUUCGCCCAGAGCUACGCCAACCAGAGGAUCAACGACUGCAAGCUCCAGCACUCGGGCGGGCCCUACGGGGAGAACAUCUUCUGGGGGUCGGCCGGCGCGGACUGGAAGGCGGCGGACGCGGUGAAGCUGUGGGUGGACGAGAAGAAGGACUACGACUACGGGUCCAACACCUGCGCGGGCGGGAAGGUGUGUGGGCACUACACGCAGGUGGUGUGGCGCGCGUCGACCAGCAUCGGCUGCGCUCGCGUCGUCUGCAACAACAACCGCGGCGUCUUCAUCACCUGCAACUACGAGCCCGCCGGGAAUGUCAUUGGACAGAAACCAUACUAACUGUGAUUGCUCCGCAGUACAUAUAUAUAUAUAUAUAUAUAUAGUCCAGUAGUCCCUCGUUCCUUGCAUGGCAACACCCAUGCAAGGAUUCAUGCACGUUCCUAUCUAUAACUAGCUAGAGGGGCUGGGCGAGUAAAUAAAAGGAAUGCCGUAAUAAGCUAUGUAUUCUCCAUCAUGGACUAUAAUAAAUAAUGAGCCUUUUUACGGUACCUUGAAAC
Molecule: messenger RNA, 814 nt
Organism: Triticum aestivum (bread wheat)
Lineage: Eukaryota; Viridiplantae; Streptophyta; Magnoliopsida; Poales; Poaceae
Product: pathogenesis-related protein 1
Exons: 1
Coding region: 102-596 (164 amino acids)
Cellular component (GO): extracellular region
Source: RefSeq, a predicted model, not a curated record